Molecule: messenger RNA, 2230 nt
Organism: Pyrus x bretschneideri (Chinese white pear)
Lineage: Eukaryota; Viridiplantae; Streptophyta; Magnoliopsida; Rosales; Rosaceae
Product: casein kinase 1-like protein 3
Exons: 16
Coding region: 251-1546 (431 amino acids)
Biological process (GO): peptidyl-serine phosphorylation; signal transduction; endocytosis
Cellular component (GO): nucleus; cytoplasm
Molecular function (GO): ATP binding; protein serine/threonine kinase activity
Source: RefSeq, a predicted model, not a curated record
CCCAGCUCUUUUUCACUUUUACCUUUUAGAUCCCCGUCUCCCUGACCUGUGGCCGCCAUCCGAGACCUGCUCGUUUCUUCCUUCGACCUCUCUCCAUAAAAAUCCUCAAAUUGCAUUCGACCGGAUCGUCGUCUCUGCUAUUCGAUCUGAACCUCGCCCUAAAAACCUUAGCUUUCUCUCUCUUCAUCGACGAAGUCAAUCGGGUCCAGAGAGAUUAGGUCAAUCGGGUCCAGAGAGAUUAGGGCUUUUUAUGGAGAGGGUUGUGGCAGAGAAAUACAAAUUAGGUCGCAAAAUUGGGAGCGGCUCGUUUGGCGAAUUGUAUCUUGCAACGCAUAUAGUGACUGGCGAGAAUUUGGCGGCCAAGAUUGAAAAUAACAAGACAAAACAUCCACAACUUUUGUACGAGGCAAAGCUUUAUAAAAUUCUGCAGGGAGGAAGUGGUAUUGCAAGCAUAAGAUGGGCGGGAUUUGAUAAGGACGAUAAUGUUCUCGUCAUCGACUUGCUGGGACCGAGUCUUGAAGACCUCUUUGUGUACUGUGGGAGGAGGUUUUCACUGAAGACGGUCUUAAUGUUGGCAGAUCAGAUGAUUACCAGAAUAGAAUAUGUACAUUCUAAAGGGUUUCUUCAUAGAGACAUCAAACCAGACAACUUCCUCAUGGGUCUUGGCAGGAAAGCAAAUCAAGUUUAUGUUAUUGAUUUUGGACUUGCAAAAAGAUUUCGGGACCAAAUUACACACCGGCAUAUUCCGUACAGAGAGAACAGAAGCUUAACAGGAACUGCACGCUAUGCUAGUUGCAAUACCCAUUUGGGAAUAGAUCAGAGUCGCCGGGAUGAUUUGGAGUCACUUGGAUAUGUUCUUCUGUACUUCUUAAGAGGAAGCCUUCCUUGGCAGGGUCUAAAAGCUGCAACAAAGAAGCAAAAAUAUGAUAAGAUUUGUGAGAAGAAGUUAUCAACUCCCAUUGAGGCCCUAUGUAAGUCACAUCCUGUGGAGUUUGCGUCGUACUUCCAUUAUUGCCACUCUUUAACAUUUGAUCAACGCCCGGAUUAUGCAUUCUUGAAGCGCUUGUUUCGCGACUUGUUUAGCCGUGAAGGAUACGAGUUUGACUAUAUAUUUGACUGGACAAUUCUAAAAUAUCAGCAGGCACAGCAGACAAGGACUCAGGGUCAAUCAUCUAAACCGCAGCCACCUGUAGUAGUCCACGGUCGAGAAGUUCCUAGUGGUCAAGCAGUACCAAUGAGGCUUAAAGGCGAUGUUUCUAGAUCAGCUGAGCUCACAGAACGCGAGCGGCCAAGCAAUCAUGUGCAUCCAGAUGUUCAUAUGCAAUAUAGAUCCUCAACAACCCAGAAUUCGGGUGCUAAUAAUCCUGUUGAGAAACACAAUGUGAGUAAUGCACCUACGCCACCUACUGCAUUUACUCUCAGAAGACAUUUUCAAAAACCAGAGGGGCCAGCUGAAAAUGCAGACUUAGGCCGUAGAGUUGGGAAUCAAAAUGGUGCUUCAAGCAGUUGGAUGCCGUCAGUAAACCAAAUUUCUUCAGCAAAGUAAUAGACCUGAAUGAGAUUGCCCAGAGCUUGCAUCUUUAUGUAGCAAAUGCCGGGAAGUUUGGGUUGCUUGUUUUCUCCCAUGUCAAAUUUCAUUACACAUGUGAAAACUUCGCCUGGCAAAAUCUGGACACACAGGAUGUGCUUGGACUUCUGACCUCUGAAGCUUGGAGUUUCCGCGUUUAUAGGUGGAAAAAAUGACUAAGCCCAUAUCGUGUUGUGUGGAUAUGUGUAAAGUGUAUUUUCCAUUAUUCUGAUAAUAGAUGAUAGAUCAUACAAUCCUUUCCGGCAUUAUAAGGUUGUUUUGACUAUGUAUUUCAUUCGAUUCAGGAUUGAGUUGCUUUCUGUUCUUAGUCUUUUUCGGAUCAAAGCCCUGGAUAUGUUCACCAGGUCCUUCAGAAUCUGGAAAAAGAGUACACUAGUAGUUCAGAUCUUGAAUGGGAGAACUUCAUUGGGCGUCUUGAUCUCAAUUGAAGAGGGUAUUAGAGAUCCCUCUUUCUAUCGCUCGUUAAAUUCUUCGAGCUUUAUAUGUAGAAGCUUUAAGCAGUGCAUAAUUGAAGCAGGCUGGACUUGAUCAAUGAUUUGUUUUUGUUUCUAUGUUAUUGAAGGAUUUAUUUUUCCAGCCAUUGUAGAAUACUCCUUUCGGCGUCUUGAGUUCUUGUAGUAUAAAACUUGUGAUUUUGAGCUC